AGAGAAUGUCGGAUCCAAAAGAGUACGCUGUCGGUUGGAUAUGUGCAUUGCCGACAGAGCACACCGCAGCAUGCCUGUUCCUUGAUCAAAAACACGACCAGCCAGAUCCAAAUCAGAUCGCAGCAGGCGACAACAACGCAUAUACACUUGGUGUGAUGGCGGGCCACAAAGUUGUCAUUGCGGUGCUGCCAUAUGGAGAGUACGGUACGACCACUUCGGCCACUGUGGCUACGAAUAUGCUUCGCAGCUUUGCAAAUAUCAGAGUUGGCUUGAUGGUCGGAAUUGGCGGUGGUGCGCCGACCUCCAGAAAUGAUAUUCGACUGGGCGACAUCGUUGUCAGUAGCCCAGAACACGGCAAAGGCGGCGUUUAUCAAUACGAUUAUCGGAAGAAGAUACAGGGUCACAAUUUCCUACCAACCGGCCAUCUAAAUCAACCUCCGUCAGCAGUCCUUACUGCAAUGGCUCUGCUCGUAAGCACUUAUGAGAUUGAAGGAAACCAGAUUGGCAAGACCGUGGAUGCCACUCUUGACGCUAAGCCCAGACUCAAGAAGAAGUAUGGUCGCCCCAGAACCGACAAUCUCUACAUGUCCAACUUCGUACAUCCCCAAGACGACGGAAGUCAAGGUUGCAGAGAGUUUUGCGAGACACAGCCAUCCAAUAUCAUACAGCGAUCUCCAAGAGNNGGAGAAGAUGAGGACGAUCCAGCUGUUCAUUUGGGUAUCAUCGCUUCUGGCAACUCACUGAUGAAAGACGCACAUAUGAGAGAUUCUCUGGCGAGGGAGGGGGUCUUGUGCUUCGAAAUGGAAGCAGCCGGGCUCAUGAAUCAUUUUCCAUGCCUCGUUAUUCGCGGCAUUUGUGACUACAGUGACUCGCACAAAAACAAAGAAUGGCAGGGGUAUGCUGCAAUGACCGCUGCUGCCUAUACUAAAGAUCUUCUCAAGGUCAUGGUGCCCAAGAGAGUAGAGAGUGAAACAAGACUCUCCACGGUCCUCGAAAGCCAAUAUGACAUCGAGAACACCUCUGAUGAAACACAGUUUACGACANAAACCACAUCCAUCCAAAGCAUCCUAGAGGAUUCUCAGCAGCAGCAANAAGCACAACACAUAAAACAAUGGCUGUCGCCCUCGAAUCCAUCGGUCAAUCUUGACAAGGCUCUGGAACGGCGUCAUCAGAAUACUUGUCGAUGGUUACAUGACAGCGACGAUUAUCGUUCCUGGCGAAGAGCGCCAAGCUCGUUCUUCUGGCUACAUGGCUUUUCUGGCUGUGGGAAGACCAUUCUUGCUUCAUCCAUCAUACAUCAACUACAAUCAGAGGAAUCAAAGGCUGUACUCGCGUUCUACUACUUCGAUGUCAACAGUGGAGACAGACGAGACGUAUCUCAAAUGCUGCGCUCUCUACUCUUCCAGCUUUGCUCGAAACAUUCGGCGGCAAGAGAAAUGUUACAGACGUUCUAUGUGCAAUGUGACAAAGGUACCAGGCAACCUACCACAAAGCAACUCUUCGGACAAUUUGCAAGUAUCCUGGGCCAAAUCGAUGAGGUUGCUGUCAUAGUUGACGGCCUCGAUGAGUGUGACUCUCCUAAUGAUGUUGUAUCAUGGCUCGAGGACCUGUUUCAGGCGAACCGCGAUAGCUUGCACCUAUUUGUGACAUCACGAAAACAAGGUGCAUUGAGCACAGCGAUCGACGAGUGGCCCAAACGAGACCAAACCCAUGCCAUUCGAGUCGAUGAGAUCAACCAAGACAUAGCCGAUUACAUCCACGCGAGAAUUUUCAGUAGCAAGGAAUUUGUGAAAUGGGAUACUCAGGAAGGUUUGCGGGAACAGCUAGACGAUCUGAAAGACUGUAUAAAUCGUCCACGAUUGGAAGCAGCUCUGCAAGCUCUUCCCACGACACUGCAAGAGAUCUAUGCACGAGUACUGGCCUCACUAAAAGGCAGCCAUUGCUACCAGGAAGCUUUGUUUAUGCUGCAAUACGUCCUUUGGUCAGGAACACCGCCAACUUUGUCAACAAUGAUCGACGCUAUCGCUGUUCGGCUGGAUGAGUCCCCUGGGUUCAAGCAGGAGAAUCGAUUGUUUGAUCUCAUGGACGUGGUAGUGCAAUGCUCGAGCUUGCUGACCAUCGUGGAUGUGCAUGAUCAUUACAGUGAAUGGCAGGAGAUCCAUCUCGCACACUCUUCGGUUAAAGAAUAUCUCACAUCUCAGCAAUUGGUACGCCCUUUCGACCAGCUUUUGUCAGAGGUUUACGCCAGAGCGACUAUCGCGAAAACCUGCAUUAGGUAUAGCAUUGAUGUGGCUGAUCUUCAAUUCAAAUUCAAGGAGGAUAUCCAUAGGUCAACGCAGCACCUGGAUGGUUCAACACCACGUCUAUAUGGAUCAUUGGAAAAUCAAGACGGACCAACGGAGCUUACGUUCGAAUUGACAGAGCUUCCGAAUAGAUCAGAAUUUCCAUUCAUACGCUCUGCUACCCUUUGGAUGGAGCAUGCCAGAUACGACUUGUCCUGCAACUCUAUCGGA
Molecule: messenger RNA, 2513 nt
Organism: Aureobasidium vineae
Lineage: Eukaryota; Fungi; Ascomycota; Dothideomycetes; Dothideales; Saccotheciaceae
Source: the annotation of a GenBank genome assembly